This is a messenger RNA of Cucumis melo (muskmelon), 706 nucleotides long. Its product is annotated as zinc finger protein 6-like. Gene Ontology annotation, cellular component: nucleus. Gene Ontology annotation, molecular function: transcription cis-regulatory region binding; DNA-binding transcription factor activity. The transcript has a single exon. NCBI's taxonomy places the organism in Eukaryota, Viridiplantae, Streptophyta, Magnoliopsida, Cucurbitales, Cucurbitaceae. The record is from RefSeq and is a predicted model, not a curated record. Gene Ontology annotation, biological process: trichome differentiation; gibberellic acid mediated signaling pathway; cytokinin-activated signaling pathway. Bases 32 to 451 code for a protein of 139 amino acids.
GUGGAUAUUAAAUUAGAAGUGGAUAUAUUAUAUGAUGAAGCUGUUUGGUUUUUCAGUGACGGCUAGUACUACGACUACCGAUGGAGCCAGCAAAUUGGGUGCCCCAUGUCCCAACCACGACAAGAGAUUUGAGUGCCAAUUCUGCGGCCGUGAGUUCGCCAAUUCUCAAGCCCUUGGCGGCCACCAGAACGCACACAAGCGCGAGCGGCAGCUCGCCAAGCAAUUACUCCCUCUCCAUCCUACUAAACACUCUCGUAACUUUUUUACUUCCACGCCGCCUUCUACUAUCGGAAUCUGGUCGGCGGGUAGAGCUCCACCUCCGAAAGAUGGGAUCCAGGUACAAGCGAGGCCGGCGGUGGUUGGCGGCGGGGAUGUUAGCAGGGAAAGUAAUGGCGUUGAUCUCCACCUCAGUCUCGCACCUUCCUCGGCCAGGAUUGUGUUGAACUGUUGAAUGGAAAAGUGGGAGGAAAGUGUUUGGUUUGAUAUUAUUGUGAAUGGAAAUUGUGAUACGAGGAAUACCAAUUUUCUCACCACUUACCAAUCAAUUCCGUAAUCAUUUGUAUUUAAGUUUUCUUGCUUUUGAUUUUAGGCUAAAUUAUAAAAAAGGCUCGUGAAUUAUGUCAUUUGGGUAUAAAAUAAUUUUAACUUUCAAAAGUUCAGUGUUUCAAAUAUAUCCUUAAAUUUAAGAAAAAAAUUCAAAACUGCA